Molecule: messenger RNA, 1994 nt
Organism: Daucus carota subsp. sativus
Lineage: Eukaryota; Viridiplantae; Streptophyta; Magnoliopsida; Apiales; Apiaceae
Product: putative FBD-associated F-box protein At5g56400
Exons: 3
Coding region: 27-1838 (603 amino acids)
Molecular function (GO): protein binding
Source: RefSeq, a predicted model, not a curated record
GGGACAGAGGAGUACCUAAUAUACACAUGAAGAGGAAGAGGAAGAUGAAGAUCCCAAAUGUGUGCUCCAUCGAAAACAUACGAGAUGAAUUAUGUGCACCAAGGCUCGAAAAUAAAUAUGAUAUGAGUUUUGUGCCUAUCAAAUUCAUGUACAUCAAGAAGUUAAUAAAUGUUGUUCUUGAUCUUUACAAUGUCCAGUAUACUCAAUGGUCUGCUGUUUUUCGCGACGCUGCUAGGGCUCAUAAUCUUCUUCAUCAUAUUGAUCCCGCUAUCAUUAAUAAUAUUGAUCAUAGCACUACUCUUUGGCGUCGACAAGAGGCCAUUGUUCUUUCAUGGAUUUAUGCCACAAUCUCCCCUUAUUUACUUGUAAGGCUGGUCACUGAAACGCGUGGGACUAUUAGUGCCAUCAAUGCCUGGGAAUUUCUCCGUGAUAUGUGUGAACAAUAUUCCAGCUCCGAAAAUAAGAGAAAGAGAAGGUUCAUUCACGUUGACCUCGAUGAGAAUUAUCAAGGGGGUGUUGAUUUAAUAAGCAAUUUACCUGAUGAGUUGCUCGUGUGCAUUCUUUCUUUGGUUGCUGAUAUGAAAAGUGUGGGGAGAACAUGCCUUCUCUCUAAGAGGUGGACACGUCUUUGGACUUACCUUAAGCAUCUAGAUUUUGGCGAGCCUGAAACUCUUCUGAAUUAUACAUGGUAUCCGCAAUCUAAAAUGGACAAAUUUGUUGAAAGGGUUAACAGGGUUAUAAUUGCAAAUCGAGCUCCAUAUCUUGAUGCCUUUAGAAUAAAGUUUCCGCUUAAUAGUUUUUAUUCUGCUCAUAUUCAGAGUUGGCUCAAAUUUGCAUUUGAUAAACAAGUUUGCAAUUUGGACCUGGACUUUCUAGAUAUGUGUUAUCCACCUAUCCAUUUUUCCAACAUCUUUUCUACGGAUCCUGCCUUGAUUCUCAAUACUACACUCACAUCUCUUCACUUGAAAUCAGUGACUCUAAAAGGACCUUUCCUUCAAUGGGUGUUAACUAACUGUAUUAAUCUUCAGCAUCUGUUGUUUCACCGCUGUAAGGCCAGCUCUGAUGAUGACACUGCAUCUUCUAUGCACCACCGAAGACUUGUUGUCUCAUCCCCUCAGCUGAGGCACUUGGAGUUUUAUCACAGCUUAAAGUCACUUAACAUUCAAGUGCUCUGUUUAUCUGCUCCAAAUCUUACUUCAUUUAUAAUUUACGAAUCUAAAUAUGAAGUGGAGUAUCGUAGUGUUCCAUCACUUGUGGAUGCUACUUUUGGAUGGUUAUAUUGUCAUCACCUUUUCAAGAAUCAAGACUCCAUAUCUAGUUUCUCUUUCCAGCUUCAAAAGCUGUCAAUUUGGUGGCACAUGGAACACACCGUAUAUAGUCAAUUCCCGAAUUUUGCUAAUGUUCAGCAAUUGGAGAUAAUAUCCAAAUUGGGGCACGGUGACCUCAUUCUAGCGACCUCCUUGAUAGAAGCGUGUCCUUUGUUGCAUACAUUCAAGUUAAAGAUGAUGUGUAGCUACGAGCUAGAAUCGACAAGGCAAAUUUCAGCUCCAGACUAUGCUCAAGAGAAUGCAAUACGUUGCCAUCAGCACCUUAAGGUUGUAGAGUACCUUGGAUAUGAGGGUUGUGCAUCUGCUGCCGAGCUUGCAGUUUGUCUUGCUAGGCAUGCCCCCAUGCUUCAGAGGUUUAUCUUUGAUACUCGUAGGCCCCACUCUAUAGAAAGCUUAUGCAGAGACACGGCCUAUGAUUAUAGGGAUAAAGUGGCAAUUGCGAAGAAAACAGAGCUUCUUGCAAAACGGAUUCAAAGGAGGCAAUUUCCUCUGGAUGUGGUGAUUUUAUGAUUGAUUGAAUUCAAGUUUUUUCAUAUUCUAGAUUCAACAAAACCUCUGAACUUGAAGCACUAUCUCAUGCAUGUCUUUCGAAUAUUAAUAAUCUUGUUUACCUCUAUUUAUUUUAUAGCCAUAAUAUUUCAGUUGAAUGGAGCUUAUUUUGCAUUU